This is a messenger RNA of Prorocentrum cordatum, 1359 nucleotides long. The record is from the annotation of a GenBank genome assembly. Lineage: Eukaryota; Dinophyceae; Prorocentrales; Prorocentraceae.
AUGGUGCAGGCCGCCGCUCCGCGCACCGGCGGGGGCGGCCUGCACCGGAGCGCCUCCGUCCCGGCCGGGCUGCGGCCGCGCGCGCGGGGGUCGCAGCGCGGCGGGCGAGCCUCCCCUCGCCUCGCCGAGGGCGUCCUCCUCGUGGCGCGGCAGGCGGGCUCCUGUGCUGCCUCGGCGUGGGAGCCCUUCCACUUUCGGCGCCACGGCGACGGCUGCAUCUCCUUCAAGCCGGCCACGCGCCCAGGGACCGUCGAAGAGAGCGAGGAGCUGUUCCUGAACGCGGACUGGAGGAGGCCGGUCGUGGCGGCGGCGUGGCGGUCGUUCGUGCCUGGGGCCGGCGUGGGCACGGCCCGCAGUGUCAGCGGGGAGGCGCUGUCCUGCAGCGGUGCCAGUGGCGACGGGGACGCGCUGUACCCGUUCAGCCUCACCUACGCCCCGCUGCAGGGGGGCCCAGGUGAGGAGGAGCAGCUCCCGACGCAGCGGCGCACGCUGAUGUUGGCGGCCGGGGACAGCCGCACACGGGACACAUGGCUCGCGAGCUUUUCUGGGAAGCCUCUGCCUUCGGGCGCCCGCGGCGUAGCGCCGACGCCAACUCCAGCGCCGCGCGCCUCUGCCAGAGCUCCCACCGCCGCGGAGACCGCCAAGGCACCUUGGCGUCGCAAGCCCCGACGCCCUGGCGUCGAUAAACUCGUCGCCGCUUUGCCGCGGCUGCGGCAAUCGGCCGUGACUUGCCCAGGAGGCUUCGGCAUGCUCGGGAGCAGGCCCGCGCUGGCGCCCGAGGGCGAGAGGCAGAGGCUGUCGCCUGGGGAUGGGAAUCUGUGGGCGUCCUACUCGGAUUUCGCUGUCGUGCGGGAGUUGUACGACGGGUACGCGGCCGACCCGCUGGCGGCACCAGAGAAAACGAUGCCCAGGGCCGGCACGGCUGUCGGCGGCGGCAGUCUCGACGCUGGCCCCGACGACUUUCUCGGUAGGUACCUUGACCGGCAGGCGGAGAUCGAGGGCUUGCUCAAGCAGAGGCCGGCGAGGCGCUUUCCGCCGUCCCUGGCCGCCUCGCCCGUCGGCGGCCGGCCCGGCGACGAUGCGGGCGUGGUGGACAGGUUGUUGCCCGCCGCCCCAGCGGCUGAGGCUGGGGCGCUCGACGGCGUGCUCACGAGGCCGCUGCGACUGGAGCGGAAGACGUCGAACCUGCGGCUGGACGGGGAGGUUCUCAGAAACGACGAGUGGAGCGGCGGCGCCAUGUUUGUGCCGCCGGACGCUCAGAACUUCCGCUUCACCGUGGUCCCCCUGGACGAGCUCGACACGCGCCCCGUCUUCAUCGGCAUCGCGCCCGCGGACGCAGCCCAUCACUCUCCAUCGUGA